Psammomys obesus (fat sand rat) is the source of this 1023-nucleotide messenger RNA. RefSeq names its product L-lactate dehydrogenase C chain-like. The transcript has 7 exons. Gene Ontology annotation, molecular function: L-lactate dehydrogenase (NAD+) activity. Gene Ontology annotation, biological process: carboxylic acid metabolic process. The coding region runs from base 19 to 1017 and encodes 332 amino acids. Lineage: Eukaryota; Metazoa; Chordata; Mammalia; Rodentia; Muridae. The record is from RefSeq and is a predicted model, not a curated record. Gene Ontology annotation, cellular component: cytoplasm.
CCUGUUUUCAGGCUCAGCAUGUCCACUGUCAAGGAACAGCUAAUUCAGAACCUGACUCAGGAAGACAAAGUCUCCCGCUGUAAGAUCACGGUGGUGGGGGCUGGAAAUGUCGGCAUGGCGUGUGCUAUUAGUAUCUUACUGAAGGACUUGGCCGAUGAGCUUGCCCUUGUUGACGCUGACGCAGACAAGCUGAAGGGGGAGGCCCUGGAUCUUCUGCACGGCAGCCUUUUCUUUAGCACUUCAAAGAUCGUCUACGGAAACGAUUACAGUGUAUCUGCCAACUCCAAAUUAGUUAUCAUCACAGCUGGUGCAAGGCAGGUAGUGGGAGAAACGCGCCUUGACCUGGUCCAGCGAAAUGUUGUUAUCAUGAAAUCCAUCGUUCCUGGCAUAGUCAAAAACAGUCCCGACUGUAAAAUAAUGAUUGUCUCCAACCCAGUGGAUAUUCUGACGUACGUGGCUUGGAAGAUAAGUGGCCUCCCUCCAACGCGUGUGAUCGGCAGUGGCUGUAACCUCGACUCUGCCCGUUUCCGUUACCUGAUUGGGGAGAAGCUGGGCGUCCACCCUUCAAGCUGCCACGGCUGGGUUCUUGGAGAGCACGGAGACUCCAGUGUGCCCCUGUGGAGUGGCGUGAAUGUCGCUGGCGUGCCGCUGAAGUCGCUGAACCCAGCUUUAGGAACUGACUCAGACAAGGAACAGUGGAAAAAGGUCCACAAGCAGGUGGUGGAAAGUGGCUAUGAGGUCCUUCGGCUCAAGGGCUACACCUCCUGGGCGAUUGGGCUGUCUGUGACAGACCUGGCCGGGUCGAUGCUGAAGAACCUAAGGAGGGUGCACCCAGUGUCGACGCUGGUUAAGGGCUUAUACGGGAUAAAGGAAGAGAUCUUCCUCAGUGUCCCGUGUAUCUUGGGACGAAAUGGUGUUACUGACAUUGUGAAGGUGAACUUGAACCCUGAGGAGGUGACCCUUCUCAGGAAGAGUGCAGAAACCCUCUGGAAUGUCCAGAAGGACCUGAAAUUAUGACAUCUC